CAAGCGGUUCCCAGGAUGAAGGGGACCCGGAGCAGGGAAGGAUGAAGCUGAGACACAGAGUAUCGGUUUGGUGCCUCUGUCUGCUUUGUCCCGACUGUCUUCGUGAAGGAUAGGUCUCAACUGUGAUCCAGACUCGUUGAGGACCAAGAGACAAAAUGACAUCCCAGUUGCACUCGUCAAGGAGUUCUGGAGAUGAAGGAAAAGAUGCUGUACUCCAAAAGGAAAGACCCUACAAGAUCUUUUUCAAAGAUCUCUUCGUUUUCAAAGAAAAUGAAAUUGCUGCCAGGAAGAAGGAGAGAAUGAGGAACCACAGCAUGAAAAUCUACCAGAAGACAACGUUUUCGUCCCGAAUGAAGAGUCGCUCACACCUUGGCCAGUUAGCUUUUUUCGCUGAUGCAGGCGGCACCUCCUAUGAACGUCUGGGGCUAGAUCCCACUCUUAUUCUCAGACUGACAGAAGGUGCAGACAGAAAGAGGACCGUCCAUGAGUUUAUUAACGACCAGAGAGACAGAUUUCUACUUGAGUAUACAGUGUCAACCAAGAAAAAGACAAUCAAAAGGUUUGAAAGACUCAUAGCCAUAAAAGAAAGUCAACUCAAAAAAGCCGAGAAAAAGCUCCAAGAUGACGCAUUGUCCUUUGAAGAGUUCCUACGAGAAAACGACCAGAGAUCCGUAGAUGCUCUCAAAAUGGCAGCACAAGAAACAAUAAACAAACUCCAGAUGACAUCAGAGCUCAAGAAAGCAAGCAUGGAAGUUCAAUCAAUAAAAAGUGAAAUAGCAAAAACAGAGUUCCUCCUCAAGGAGUACAUGAAAUAUGGAUUCUUCCUGUUGAAGUUGUCUCCGAAACAAUGGCAAAUACAGCAAUCACAAAAAAGGGCCCAGUCGUCCAAAAGCAACCACAUUCUUCCAAAAAUCUUGGAAAAAUUCUCGAUAAGUACAGCUAAAAGAAAUAACAGCAUUGACUCGGACAGGACAGAAAGGACAUCGGUUUCAGAAGAUCGGAGUUCAAGGCGAGGAAGCCAAGGAGGAAGACACAGGAAACCUACUUCGGACCAAGACUCUAGGAAGUCAGCUGUGUUCACUCGGCCUGAAAGCAUGGCCUCCGAGGACAGUUUGGAGUACUUCUUAGAGGACGAGAUAGUGGAGUUUGAUCUGCUGCCAGAGAUUUAUUUCAAGGAGCCAGAGGAGUUACUGCAGGUCUUCACGGAGCUGGAAGAGCAGAACCUCACCUUGGUCCAGUAUUCCCAAGAUGUGGAUGAGAACCUCGAAGAUGUCAACAAAAGAGAAAAAUUUAUACAGGAUAAGAUAAACAGCAGCAUCUCCUUCCUGCUGGAGCACAAACAUAUGCUCAGGAUGAACUGUGAACGAGAGGAGGAGAAGGCAGCGGAGCUGGAGCUGAGGUCCAGACUCUUCAGUUUUGGAGAAUUCAAUUCUGAUGCUCAGAAGCAGGUAAUCCUGAGGCAGGAGCCUACAUGGAAAGCGAUUUACUUUGCUGAGAAAUUUAUUGAGUUCCUCUUGACGAAUAUCAGCCAUCCCGUGGCGAAAAUGGAUCCCUUUCAUCUCCCGAAAUACAUUAUCUACCAACUCAAGAGACUGCAAAAUCAAGUAAAACAUCGAAGUGGCGAGGAAAAGCUAAUAGACUCACUUAGUAGAAAGAUCAAUCAAGUGUAUAGAGUCUGCAUCGGAGAUGCUGAGGUUGGCAGCUUGAAUGCAGUUCAAAAACUGGUCAAAGUAGAGUCUCGCCUGGUGGAGCUGAGCGACCUCAUUGAAUCUAUUCCCAGAGAACAUGUGGAAGCAAUCGAAAGGAUUAAACAGAAGGAGCGACGGCAAAAGCUGCGUGAAGAGAAGAUGAAAGAAAAGCAGAGACACCAGGAGGAGCGGCUAAAAGCUGCUCUGGAAAGAGCAGUGGCACAACCCAAGAAGAAGUUGGGAAGACGACUUAUCUACCGUUCGAAACCUCAUUCUGCGAACAAACACGAGCUCCUUUUAGUCGGUGAUACAAGAUCAAAAUCACAGGACGAAGAGUAUUUUUUUAGUUGAACAGGAUAAAGAUACUUUCUUAGCGAAUGUUUUACGUGGAUGUUGGCUUUGUGUUGCAAUACUGCCCUAACAAAUUCCAGGGCCGCACUAGACCUUUACCUGGAAGUUUACAGGACUAGGAACAGCAACUAUUUUCUGCUGCAACUAUUUAUUAUUCACUAGUACAGUCCAUGAGCUAAGCAAUACUGUACUUUAGGUUGUCCCUAUAUGUGUCUGGAUAUAUGUCCCCGUUGGAGACAAAUAUCCAAAGUCAAUUUAUUGACAUAACAUGAAGCAGGACUUACAGUAGAAUGGUCUCCCUCAAAGCAUGAGAAUUUUAAUAUUUUCUAAAUAAGGAAGUUUACAGCUUUGAAUGUACAUUUUUAAACUGUAUUAUUCUUAAAACAACCGGACAGGUUUAAAGCUUAAAAACGAGUAGUCUAUGGUCUCAGAACAAUCAUGAGACUGGUUUUCUUUCACAUUAAGCUCUGAAAACCUUAUCAGAAAACUUUUAAGUGAACAAAAUCAUACAUCUUCAGCUUAAAUAUCAAUUUGUAUUGUCUUAUCUCCAUAGUUAUUUCAAUUUUCAUGUUUUGAAAUAUACAUUUAGUCUAUAUCAAUAUAGAAAUAAUGAUUUAUUAAUACUAAGAAAAUGUCUAACUUUCUGCAUGUUAAAAGUGGUUUGGAAACCUUAAACAACACAGCAGCUUUUAUGAGGUCUCAGUUAAAUCGGCAGUGGGAUUACAAAAAAGUCCCUUGAAUUAAAACUGGGAGGCUUUUAAAACUUUAGUUCUAAGAAUUAUCCAUCCAUUGUUUUAACAUUUGCACUUUGCAUAUGUCUGCAUAUAAACAGUCCACAAGUCAAGUUGAAAAAAAACACCCCAAAUCUUUAUUGUAUAGAAAUACAUAUAUAUAAAAAAAAAAAAUCCAAAAUUCCAAGAUGCUAUUCUCUCAUUUCCCCAUCUUCCUCCUCCUCUUCAACGCCUCUGAUGUAGAGGACAUUAUUACACCUGUAACAGAAAACACAGUCCAUUGUGAGCUGCACUCAGAACCCAUGUAUGAUUAAAUCCUCACUGCUCCAUCAUCAGACUGGACACUGGACUCACAGCUUGCCACUUGUCCUGUUAGUCCUAUACAGAUGUAUUAAAGGCACACCACACAUUUUUACCACCAUCAUCACAAUUCAUCUCUAUGACUUAGAAUGAAGGUAGUUGCUGAUACCAGACAGAGAGUACAACAGAAAUCCUUAGCAGCUGGACUCAACUAAAAUUCAAAUUUAAAUCCCUGUAACCCAUGACACUGAUACAGGUUAUAGCUGGAGCCAGGAAAUGUAAAUCAACAGUAGGAAAACCUCAAAUAUAAACUGAAAUCUUCCAAAAUGAUAAGUGAUUUCAAAGGUUUCUGAAAUCUAGUUGUAGAGUAUUUAAUGUUAAAUGUUUAAUAGGACUAAUUUAUUUCAGCAGAUAUUUCUGAGGUUAGUUAGAACUCCUUUCAUACACACAAAUAAGUCUGUUACCUUAUUAGAACUUCACCCAGAUGUCCAGACAAUGCCCCAUCUAUGUAUUCUUCUGUAUUUGCAAGCUUUAGACAAAAAGAAAGAUAUUAGUAUAACUGCACAGGAGGGAAGAGUGCAGCAUCCCUACUCGGUGAGGACUCAGUGAUGAGACCACUCUACACCAACAACUCACGCUGUAUCGUAACAGUAACUCUUAAGAUUAGCUUUCUAUCACUCUUGUAUCUUUGGACUUCAUAUAUUAAGACAUGCAUGGGUAUAGAACUAAUGUAUAAUAAAGCUUGUUUCAAAGUUAUUAAGCCUCCUAGAUGUUAUUUCUAUCUGCUAUCAAAGUGUCUCAA
Mus pahari (shrew mouse) is the source of this 3872-nucleotide messenger RNA. It is a transcript of the gene Ccdc38, whose product is annotated as coiled-coil domain containing 38. The record is from RefSeq and is a predicted model, not a curated record. Gene Ontology annotation, cellular component: centrosome. The transcript has 17 exons. Bases 156 to 2039 code for a protein of 627 amino acids. NCBI's taxonomy places the organism in Eukaryota, Metazoa, Chordata, Mammalia, Rodentia, Muridae.